UUAAAAAUUAAGGAGAGUUAAAAUAUAUCUUGAAGCUCGUGCACCAGCAGUAGUUUGAGAUCAAUACUGUAUGCCAAAUGUGAUACUGAAGAAAUAGAAUUGCAUAAGACGCGUUUUUCUUAUUCCAUCUAACUGUCAUGGAUUCUUUUGGUUAUGAAGAACCACGAUUUCAAUAAAGUGAUACUUAAAUUACGUUGGUGGAAUUAUAUAAAUAUUACGCUGGUGCAUUUACUUCUGAAAAAUUAGGUAAAACUCACAUACAUAUUUGAAUCGAUAUCUGCAUUUACGUAUGUUUUCCAUUGGGUUUGAAAAAACAAACAUCGGACAUAAAUAGUUUAAUGUUUACUGCAGCUUUAACGUUUGGCAUUUAAAUCGUGUUUAUAAGGCCAGUGCAAGAUGUAUUAUAGUCAUAGUUAAAAUGAUAGUCAAAAAGCGCGCAUCUCACAAGUUGUGAGGAAGAUUUAAGGAUGGGUUACCUCAUUUACCUUCGUUUUUAUUGUAUAUUAAUUAUUGGGUUUAUUGGUCGAGUGUGUACACAUAUGACGGUCAUUAAUGAUAACGAUAAAUGGCAGGAUUUUAACGUUGAACAGUAUACAACAAAUGUGUAUGAUUCCAGUUUAAAAACGACAUUGAUGCCAGCAAAAACAUUGAGUGUGUAUAGUGAACAGAAUGGCAUAAAUGGACCUAUAUCGGUUUAUAAUGAUUAUAUAGGUGGUGAUGACAUGCACAUAAAACAUGAUGAUGAACAAAAACAUGGGAUCCAUGAAAGUGCAGACAUUGACCGUCAUAGCACGCAAGGCCAUAAUGAUAACUAUACGCCAUCAGCUGAAUCAAACGCGUUCAGUGAGGAAUAUGAAGAAUCUAGUUCAAAGGCUGUUUUUAACAACUGUGAGACGGAAAAGAACAAUGGAAAAAUGCAUUCCAACGAAUUCAAACCGGAAAAUAGCCAACAAUACCAAUCAAAAGGCAAUAAACACACGCAUUGUUUUGACGAGGACUUGCAUAACCGACGUCCCAGACGAGACCAACCUGAGCAGAAAUCAUUUGAAAAAGGACUCGAAAUAGACUUCAUACAGAAAGAACUCGGUGAAGAGUAUAUAGUUCCACCCAAGAGGCCAAAACAAAUACCAGGCUAUGUGGCCAUGUUGUAUGACAUUUUAACUGAGCAGGAUGAACGCACACUGAUUCCAGCAAGUUCGGAAAAAAUCAAGUCAAGACCAAAAAUUCGUUUUUAUAGGGGCCUAUUCCACGGUAUCGGGAAAAACAAGUGGAUAUCGUAUGACAUGAAGGACAUUGAUUUAGAGCAGGUCACAAGACUGGAGUUCGUUGUAAAAAUGCCUAAAAUGAAAGAACGCAAUACCAGCAUAAGUCUGUAUGUGGAUGCAGAUACAGACGUUAUCGACAAAGUUGAAGUAAGCUUCGUAAUCUAUGAAGAUUAUAUUGUUUGUGAUCUAUCGGCUCUGAUAACAAAUAAACAACUAAACAAUUUCAAAAUAAUGAACCAUUUGAGUGCAAUUGGAAACACGCAUACAAUUUCCCGCCUCCAGGAGCCGUUGAUUCUUGUCUAUGAGAAUCAUCAGUCGACACCAUAUCCGACUUCAUUCGACGGACUCGCCGGAAGGGAAAAGAGAAAUGCUAAUAAUAUACAGGAAAUAAUGUCGAUAGAUUAUUCAUAUUAUCCGGACAAUCCGACUGAGCUUAUCUGUGGGCGCCAAGACUGGUCACUUCCCAUGGAAGACUUUAAUUGGACAUGGUGGUUGUUACCAACGCAUAUUAACGCAGGUGUCUGCACAGGAUCAUGUAAUUACUGGCCCCAUGCUGCAAACAACACUAGCAGCUAUGUGUUUUUAACAAGUUUGUGGCAUGAAAUUACGUAUGGCUUAAACGAAAUGCUUGUGCCGCGGGCGCACUGCGUACCAAAUAGUUUUCAUCCGAUGACUGUAGCAUAUAUGCCCAACAAUAAAGACUGGGUUUUUGUUCAGAUUCAAGACAUACAGAUAGCCUCGUGUGCAUGUAGGUAAUGCAAACAUUCGACUCUAAGUGAAACAGUAAGGUUUUACCUUAUGAGGAAAAUUAGUAUACCAUUUUCAUAUUUACAAAGCGUUACUUAGUUAUCAAUGUCGAGCACUGUAAUUCUAUAUAUAGUAUAGCGCGAUGUUACUUAAUUUUUGCGUGAUACUGCGUCCUUUUGCGUGAUGUUGUUUCAUGUUUUGUGAUGUUGCAUGAUGCUGUACAUAAUUAUGUAACUGCUGCACGUAAUUACGAAUGUACCGAACGUAAAGACGUUUGCACAGCGCAUAAUGAUAAAACUGCUACACAUAAUGUCGAAUGUACAGAACGUCAAGAAGUUUGGACAGAACAUAAUGUUGUUACUACUUCGCGUAAUACUUUAACUACUGCAUAUAACGAUGAAUGUACUGAACGUAAAGAAAAUUGCACAAAGCAUAAUGUAUAUACCACUGAAAGUAAUGAUUAAUGUACUGCAAACAACGACAACAGUCAUAUGAAGUCAGUAAUGACGUUCCAUACUUUGUCAAUAUUUUAAGUAAGAUUAAAGUCUCAUCUGCCUA
Messenger RNA from Dreissena polymorpha, 2570 nucleotides. RefSeq lists its product as uncharacterized. Gene Ontology annotation, cellular component: extracellular region. The record is from RefSeq and is a predicted model, not a curated record. The transcript has 3 exons. Gene Ontology annotation, biological process: BMP signaling pathway; SMAD protein signal transduction. Bases 468 to 2021 code for a protein of 517 amino acids. Lineage: Eukaryota; Metazoa; Mollusca; Bivalvia; Myida; Dreissenidae. Gene Ontology annotation, molecular function: growth factor activity; cytokine activity.